This is a messenger RNA of Drosophila biarmipes, 1146 nucleotides long. RefSeq names its product proteasome inhibitor PI31 subunit (gene PI31). Gene Ontology annotation, molecular function: endopeptidase inhibitor activity; proteasome binding. The coding region runs from base 251 to 1063 and encodes 270 amino acids. NCBI's taxonomy places the organism in Eukaryota, Metazoa, Arthropoda, Insecta, Diptera, Drosophilidae. Gene Ontology annotation, biological process: proteasome-mediated ubiquitin-dependent protein catabolic process. The record is from RefSeq and is a predicted model, not a curated record. The transcript has 5 exons.
CACUAGUGCUCAACUGUUCCCACCUCUGCCAGAGGACAAGAUGAACUUUAUCGCAACUUAAAAAAAACGUACAUUUUUGGAUUUCCGAGUACUUGAGGACAGCAAAGGAACUUUCACGGAAUCCGCAGUAUUCACUGUUUCCUUAGGCUUUCUUCCAUUAAUCGAACCACUGACAACUAUAGGACUAUUGAAAGUGACAUCAGAACGAACAAAAUAGCAAAUAAAGUGUAAAGCAGUUCCGUUGGCAGCCAUGGACACUGCACCGGCUUCGAAGACGGGCGAUUUCUUCUACGGCUGGGAUCUGCUCUACAAGACCAUCCAGUCGGAGGUGGCCAAGAAGUCGGACCUGCUGGUGGCCCUGGUCCACUUUCUCCUGACCAAGCACUACAAUUUCCGCUGCGUUGGCAUCGGCGACGAUAAAACCUUGCCAGAGGAGGAGGGCAGUGAGCUGCUGCCGGACAACUGGAACGAUGACGAUACCAAGUACUCGCUGCGCUAUGUUCACGAUAAGAUGCUCUACCUUCUGUUGGGCCACAUCACCGAGGACGCCCUGCUGAUCAACCUGAUGGACAUCAACACCAAGAAGGUGUCGAACAUCUGCGUGGAACCAGAGACCCUGGUGGCCGCCGUGAAGGGAGGCAUCACCACCUUGAUGCCCAGCGCCUCGGAGAUUGUCGAGCGAUAUCGCCGGGAGCUUCUGGACCCCGUCUUCACUGGCAACUCGCGUGAGGUCACCACCCAGACGACCACUUCGCCACGUCCCAACGUGUCGGAUCCGGAUCCUUUGCGCAUCGGGGAACCCAGACGUGGAGGGUCCUUCAUUCCGGGUGGAUUCGAGCCGCGCCCUUUUGGCUUUCCAGACAUCGGACGCGGAGAUCUGGAUCCACUAGGUCGUGGUGGCUCUGGUAACCUCUUUGCUUUCCCUUCACGCCCCAAUAUGGGGCCAGGACCUUUGCCCCGCUUCGAUCCAUUUAGUCCCCUCAAUCCCAAUGGGCCGGGACAGGGUGGAAUCAAUCCGGAUCAUAUGCGCCCACCCAAUUGGAAUCCAGAUUACUACAUGUGAUCACCAGGAAUGCCAUCAAGAGUAGGCAAGUCAAAUCUUUAGUUUAUAAAUAAAAUGUUUUCAAUCUGAAAACUAAAAUAGAA